Molecule: messenger RNA, 1715 nt
Organism: Durio zibethinus
Lineage: Eukaryota; Viridiplantae; Streptophyta; Magnoliopsida; Malvales; Malvaceae
Source: RefSeq, a predicted model, not a curated record
AUGCUGCAGGGUCGUAUUCCAAGAUCAAUUUUUCAACUUGUAAACCUCACCGUGCUUGAUCUGUCGUUAAAUAACUUUAGUGACAGUGUAGAGUUAGACAUGUUUUCAGAGCUCCAAAAUCUUGAAUUUCUUGAUCUUUCGCAUAAUAGUCUGUCAUUGAGCACAAAAAAUGGUGUCAACUUUGCAUUGAACAAACUCCACUUCUUGUCCUUGUCGUCUUGUAACUUGACUGAGUUCCCCAAUUUCUUGAGAGGUUCAAAGGUUCUAAGGAUCUUAGACCUUUCCAAAAACAUAAUUCGAGGCCCGAUUCCCCAAUGGAUGUGGAAAGUUGGGAAGGAAUCUUUGUUACAUUUAUACCUUGACCAUAAUUCUCUAACAGGUCCUGUGCAAUUCCCAUGGAAGAAUGCGCUAACUCUCUACCUGCAGUCCAACCGGUUUCAAGGAGUGCUUCCAAUUCCACCCGUUCAGACAUCUUUCUUUUCCAUCGCAAACAAUUACAUGACAGGAGAGAUUUCUUCUUCGAUUUGCAACAUCAGUUCCCUGAGAAUUAUUGACGCAUCACAUAACAACUUGAGCGGCAAGAUUCCUAGUUGUCUUUUCAACUUUAGCAACACUCUUUCAGUGUUGGAUCUGAGGGCAAAUGGUUUCCACGGAACAAUCCCCACAACAUUUGUCGAGCCCUGUAGCUUAGAGAAUCUCAACUUCCAUGGAAACCAAAUGGAAGGGCCAUUACCAAGAUCUUUGGCCAAUUGCAGGAACCUUCAGGUUCUAGACCUUGGCAGCAACAAGUUGAGUGAUACAUUUCCCAAUUGGUUGGAAACUCUUCCAAUGCUACAAGUUCUCGUUUUGAGUUCAAACAAAUUCCAUGGUUUUGUAAACAAUUCCGGAGCAAGACUACCUUUCCCCAAGCUACGAGUCUUAGACCUCUCGAACAAUGAUUUUGUUGGUCCUUUCCCAGCUUGGUACAUUGAAAAUCUAAAAGCAAUGGCAAAUCUCACAGCUGACAGCAAAAGUUCUUCACAGUACAUGCAAGGAAGCCGCUCGUAUGAUUAUUCAGUAGUUUUGACAAUAAAAGGACAACAUGUUGAAUUGGAGAAAGUUUUAACCACAUUCACAAGCAUUGAUCUCUCCAAAAACUACUUUCAGGGAGUGAUUCCAGAAGUUAUAGGAAAGCUUAAUUCACUUAGAGGGCUGAAUCUUUCUCAUAACAACUUCUUUGGUCAUAUUCCACCAUCAUUGGGAAACUUAGCCAAUCUAGAAUGGUUAGAUCUAUCAUCUAACAAGCUUAUUGGUGAGAUACCAGAGGAAUUGGUAGAUUUGACAUUUCUUGCCCUUUUAAACCUUUCCAGGAAUCAACUCGUCGGACCAAUACCUCAGGGCAAACAAUUCAACACAUUUGAAAACAGUUCAUAUGAAGGAAACUUGGGGUUAUGUGGUUUUCCAUUGUCAAAAGCUUGCAAUGAAACUGAGAUGCAAAAGCCAACCAUGCCAAGGGAAGGCUCAGGUAUUGAAUUUGGAUGGAAAGUUGUGGCGAUGGGGUAUGGCUGUGGAUUGAUAUUUGGACUGGCUUGUGGAUGUCUUGUCUUUCAAACUGGAAAACCAAAAUGGAUUGUGAAUUUGGUUGAAGGCAAACGGCUUCAAAAUGGAAAAAGAUCAAAGAAGAACAGAAGAAAUUAGUUAUUAUAUAUAGUGGCAUUUCCAUUUUGCCUGUGGUU